This is a messenger RNA of Thelazia callipaeda (thelaziosis nematode), 1539 nucleotides long. The record is from the annotation of a GenBank genome assembly. NCBI's taxonomy places the organism in Eukaryota, Metazoa, Nematoda, Chromadorea, Rhabditida, Thelaziidae.
AUGUCAAUUUUCAGUACUCUUUUUGGUGGUCUUCGUGGUGGUACUUUUACGUAUGCUACAGAACUGGUUGCUCGCCAAAUGCGAUAUGAUUUAUUUAACUCAUUAGUGCAGCAAGAAAUAGGCUUCUUUGAUGGUACCAAGACAGGGGAGAUAAUAUCUCGUUUAACAUCCGAUUGCCAAACAAUGUCUUCAACAAUUUCUACCAAUAUAAACGUUUUUCUGCGAAAUGGUGUGAUGCUUCUUGGUUCGUUAAUAUUUAUGUUCGCAUUAUCGUGGCGCCUCUGUCUCGUUACAUUUAUUGCUGUACCUAUUGUCGCAUAUCUAACAAAGAUCUAUGGGUCUUAUUAUGAUCUUUUAUCCGAAAAGGUGCAGGAAACGAAAGCUGUAGCAAAUCACGUGGCAGAAGAAGUUAUUAGUUCCAUGCGCACAGUACGAUCGUUUGCCUGUGAAAAACUUGAAGUCAGAAGAUUUGAGCAGCAUUUAGAGAGUACUUUAAAAUUAAACCAGAAGAAAGCAUUAGCUUAUAUGGGUUAUACAUGGACUAAUGAAUUUUGUGACAAUGCUGUUCUUGUUGCUGUAUUAUUUUAUGGAGGGCAUCUUGUUUUGUCAGGGAAAAUGACCGGUUCUGGUUUAAUAUCUUUUUUAUUGUAUCAGCUGCAACUUGGGGAAAAUCUCUACAGUAUAGGUUACGUAUUUACGGGCUUGAUGGAGGGUGUUGGUGCGUCGCGAAAAGUCUUCGAGUAUAUGUUGAGAAAGCCAAAGGUCCUUCAUAUAGGAACAAGAAAGACUGAAAUUAAGGGCGAAGUACAAUUUGAUUCUGUGUUUUUCACAUAUCCUUCAAGGCCUAAUAAUCCUGUACUUAAGGAUGUUACCUUUACAAUUCAUCCUGGUGAAACUGUUGCUUUAGUUGGACCGAGUGGUGGUGGGAAAUCGUCUAUCGUUUCACUAAUUGAGCAUUUCUAUGAAUGUAACGAUGGAAAAGUUUUAAUUGACGGAAAUCCAGUAGCUGACUACGAUCAUCAGUAUAUUCACCAGAAAAUAGCUUUAGUGGCUCAAGAGCCAGUUUUGUAUGAGGGUAGUGUGCGGCACAAUAUUUUGUAUGGAUGUGAAUGGGCUACUGAAGAAGACAUGCUAAAUGCUUCAGAAAUGGCUAAUGUGCAUGAUUUCAUUAUGGAAACGGAAGACCAAUAUGAUACUAAUUGUGGUGAGAAGGGCAUCCAACUGUCAGGUGGCCAAAAGCAACGCAUAGCUAUUGCCCGUGCAUUGGUUCGCCGUCCUGCAAUUCUUAUACUAGAUGAAGCGACGUCAGCUUUAGAUGUAGAAAGUGAGCAUACUGUGCAAGAAGCUAUUGCUCGUUGUGCUAGGAAUAAAACAGUUAUAGUAAUCGCUCAUCGUCUGAGCACGGUUGAAAACGCUGACCGAAUAAUUGUUAUCAGUAAAGGACAUGUAGAGCAGAUUGGGAGUCAUAAGGAUUUAUUGGCUCAAGAUGGUCUUUAUCGAUCUCUAGUACAAAGACAGCUUAUCGACAGCAGCAGUUGA